GAGUGCACCUCUUUUCCUAGAGGUAACACGCGCAAGUCUUAUCGGGAGGCUCUGCGAGAGAGCAGCGCGAAGCGAUGGCUUCUGGGCCCGGGGGCGGACCGUAUCGCGUAGCCGGAAGCGGGGGCGCGGAGGCGGGUCUGAGGUUUGGUAGCUGCGGCGCAGGCGGCGGGCAGCUGUGUGUCUUGCUCCUUUUGACAGCCCCUAGUGCGAACGGCUGCCACCAUGUCAUCAGUGAGCCCCAUCCAGAUCCCCAGCCGCCUCCCGUUGCUGCUCACCCACGAGGGCGUCUUGCUGCCCGGCUCCACCAUGCGCACCAGCGUGGACUCGGCCCGCAACCUGCAGCUCGUGCGGAACCGCCUGCUAAAGGGCACGUCGCUGCAGAGCACCAUCCUGGGCGUCAUUCCCAACACACCUGACCCCGCCAGCGACGCGCAGGACCUACCGCCGCUGCACAGGAUUGGCACAGCUGCACUGGCCGUUCAGGUUGUGGGUAGUAACUGGCCCAAGCCCCACUAUACUCUGUUGAUUACAGGCCUGUGCCGUUUCCAGAUUGUACAGGUCUUAAAAGAGAAGCCAUAUCCCAUUGCUGAAGUAGAGCAAUUGGACCGACUUGAGGAGUUUCCCAGCACCUGUAAAAUGAGGGAGGAGCUAGGAGAACUAUCGGAGCAGUUUUACAAAUAUGCAGUACAAUUGGUUGAAAUGUUGGAUAUGUCUGUCCCUGCAGUUGCUAAAUUGAGACGUCUUUUAGAUAGUCUUCCAAGGGAAGCUUUACCAGACAUCUUGACAUCAAUUAUCCGAACAAGCAACAAAGAGAAACUCCAGAUUUUAGAUGCUGUGAGCCUAGAGGAGCGGUUCAAGAUGACUAUACCACUGCUUGUCAGACAAAUUGAAGGCCUGAAAUUGCUUCAAAAAACCAGAAAACCCAAGCAAGAUGAUGAUAAGAGGGUUAUAGCAAUACGCCCUAUUAGGAGAAUUACACAUAUCUCAGGUACUUUAGAAGAUGAAGAUGAAGAUGAAGAUAAUGAUGACAUUGUCAUGCUAGAGAAAAAAAUACAAACAUCUAGUAUGCCAGAGCAGGCCCAUAAAGUCUGUGUCAAAGAGAUAAAGAGACUCAAAAAAAUGCCUCAGUCAAUGCCAGAAUAUGCUCUGACUAGAAAUUAUUUGGAACUUAUGGUAGAACUUCCUUGGAACAAAAGCACAACUGACCGCCUGGACAUUAGGGCAGCCCGGAUUCUUCUGGAUAAUGACCAUUAUGCCAUGGAAAAAUUGAAGAAAAGAGUGCUGGAAUACUUGGCUGUCAGACAGCUGAAAAAUAACCUGAAGGGCCCAAUCCUGUGCUUUGUUGGCCCUCCUGGGGUUGGUAAAACAAGUGUGGGAAGAUCAGUGGCCAAGACUCUAGGUCGAGAGUUCCAUAGGAUUGCACUUGGAGGAGUAUGUGAUCAGUCUGACAUUCGAGGACACAGGCGCACCUAUGUUGGCAGCAUGCCUGGUCGCAUCAUCAAUGGCUUGAAGACUGUGGGAGUGAACAACCCAGUGUUCCUAUUAGAUGAGGUUGACAAACUGGGAAAAAGUCUACAGGGUGAUCCCGCAGCAGCUCUGCUCGAGGUGUUGGAUCCUGAACAAAACCAUAACUUCACAGAUCAUUAUCUAAAUGUGGCCUUUGACCUUUCUCAAGUUCUUUUUAUAGCUACCGCCAACACCACUGCCACCAUUCCAGCUGCCUUGUUGGACAGAAUGGAGAUCAUUCAGGUUCCAGGGUAUACACAGGAGGAGAAGAUAGAGAUUGCCCAUAGGCACUUGAUCCCCAAGCAGCUGGAACAACAUGGGCUGACUCCUCAGCAGAUUCAGAUCCCCCAGGUCACCACUCUUGACAUCAUCACCAGGUAUACCAGAGAGGCAGGGGUUCGUUCUCUGGAUAGAAAACUUGGGGCCAUUUGCCGAGCUGUGGCCGUGAAGGUGGCAGAAGGACAGCAUAAGGACGCCAAGUUGGAUCGUUCUGAUGUGACUGAGAGAGAAGGUUGCAGAGAACACAUCUUAGAAGAUGAAAAACCUGAAUCUAUCAGUGACACUACUGACUUGGCUCUACCACCUGAAAUGCCGAUUUUGAUUGAUUUCCAUGCUCUGAAAGACAUCCUUGGGCCCCCGAUGUAUGAAAUGGAGGUAUCUCAGCGUUUGAGUCAGCCAGGAGUAGCAAUAGGUUUGGCUUGGACUCCCUUAGGUGGAGAAAUCAUGUUCGUGGAGGCGAGUCGAAUGGAUGGCGAGGGCCAGUUAACUCUGACCGGCCAGCUCGGGGACGUGAUGAAGGAGUCCGCCCACCUCGCGAUCAGCUGGCUACGCAGCAACGCAAAGAAGUACCAGCUGACUAACGCUUUUGGAAGUUUUGAUCUUCUUGACAACACAGACAUCCAUCUGCACUUCCCAGCUGGAGCUGUCACAAAAGAUGGACCAUCUGCUGGAGUUACCAUAGUAACCUGUCUCGCCUCACUUUUUAGUGGGCGGCUGGUACGUUCAGAUGUAGCCAUGACUGGAGAAAUUACACUGAGAGGUCUUGUUCUUCCAGUGGGUGGAAUUAAAGACAAAGUGCUGGCGGCACACAGAGCGGGACUGAAGCAAGUCAUUAUUCCUCGGAGAAAUGAAAAAGACCUUGAGGGAAUCCCAGGCAAUGUACGACAGGAUUUAAGUUUUGUCACAGCAAGCUGCCUGGAUGAGGUUCUUAAUGCAGCUUUUGAUGGUGGCUUUACUGUCAAGACCAGACCUGGUCUGUUAAAUAGCAAACUGUAGGCCCAAAUCUCAACUUUUUAGAAUUUUAAGUUAUGAAGUGCUCAAAGGUACUGACACGGUUGAUUUUAUUCACACCAUUUGGGGUAUGCAAGAUGUCCCUGUUUCGUAACCAUAAUCACAACAGUAAUAAACCAAGUAGUGGCUAGUGUUUAGUAUAGAAACAUAAGAUGUUGAUUUAGUAAACUGAUAAAAAUUGAAUUCUUGUCUUGUUUUUAGUGGGAUCCUUACUGUCCCUAGAAAAAUACAGCAUAGUGGUUCUCAGCACAGUCUCCAGAACAGAAGCAUCUGUAGUACCUGAUAACUUGUUAGAAAUGUACAUUCUCAGGCUCCACAGCAGGCCGCCUGAAUCAAAUCCUGGGAGGUGGGGGCAGAAAUCUGUUUUAAGAAGCCUUUCAGGUAAUUCUGCUGCACAGUCAAGGAACCACUGGUAUAGACCAUUACUUAAUGGAUUUACCUGUAGAGUUUAUUGGAUCCUGAAACCAAUCACUUAGAACUGGGCAAAGAUGAAAGUAUAGCCAACUAUUCUUGACUAUAUAUAUAUUCAGGUAGACUGGGUGUGAUGGCUCACACCUGUAAUUCCAGCACUAUGGGAGGUCGAGGCAGGCAGAUCACUGAGCCCAAGAGUUCAAGACCAUCCUGGCCAAUGGCCAAACUCUGUCUCUACAAAAAAUAAAUUAUACAGGCGUGGUGGCAUGUGCCUGUAAUCCCAGCUACUCGGGAAGCUGAAGCACAAGAAUUGCCUGAACCCAGGAGGUGGAGAUUGCACUGAGCUGGGAUCACGCCAUUGCACUUCAGCCUGGCUGACAGAGCAAGACUGUCUCUAAAAAAGAAAAGACUCAAGUGGACCCUACGAAGAAGCUUACACAUCCCAACAGAAGCCCCUUCUUAUGCUGAGGGAAGCAGCCCUCAGAACAUGAUAGCUUGUAUCCAGCAGAGUGGCACAUGCUGGCACACCUCACAGAAGCACCUUGGCCCUGGAUGCCUGCAACCUCAGAAGAAUGCAGCUCCCGGAGGGAGGCAGCCAUCCAUCUGGGAUGGUCCUAAGCAUGGAAUCGUAACUCCUGAUUCCGUCUCCUAUUUCUUGCUUGGCUACGCCAGUUCCCAAAUCUGAUAGAUGUCCAUGCCCAUGUGCUCCUGCUGGGACUCAAUCCAGGCUGUGUAUGACUAUGAAGUCAGGAUCAUCUGCUUACUGGCUAUGUGAACUUUUUGUAUCUUGGUUUUUUCCUCAUCCAUGAAAUCUAAGUAAUGCUACCUAAUUGUUACUGUGAAGAUUAAGUUCAAAUGCAAUGUGAAAUAAUAUUAAGCAAUUUCUAGUUAUUAUUCUAGCCAGUAAUGGACUUCAGAAUCUUAUAUUACACAAUAUAAGAAUAUAUAUGUAAAGACAUUUUGGAAUUUCCUGGAUGAGAAGGAAGUCUGGACUGGGCAUGGUGGCCCACGCCUGUAACCCCAGCACUUUGGGAAGUCGAGGCGAGUGGAUCACUUAAGCUCAGGAGUUCAAGACCAGCCUGGGCAACAUGGCAAAACCCCAUUUCUACAAAAAAUACAAAAAUUAGCUGGGCAUGUUGGCACCUGCCUGUAGUCUAGCUACUUGAGGCUGAGGUGGGAGGAUAAGGGAGGUCAAGGCUGCAGUGAGCCAAGAUCACGCCACUGAACUCCAGCAGCCUGGGUGACAGAAUGAGACCCUGUCUCAAAAAAAA
This is a messenger RNA of Piliocolobus tephrosceles (Ugandan red Colobus), 4478 nucleotides long. RefSeq names its product lon peptidase 2, peroxisomal (gene LONP2). The record is from RefSeq and is a predicted model, not a curated record. The transcript has 15 exons. Gene Ontology annotation, biological process: protein quality control for misfolded or incompletely synthesized proteins; protein catabolic process. Lineage: Eukaryota; Metazoa; Chordata; Mammalia; Primates; Cercopithecidae. Bases 223 to 2781 code for a protein of 852 amino acids. Gene Ontology annotation, molecular function: serine-type endopeptidase activity; ATP-dependent peptidase activity; ATP binding.